Ictalurus punctatus (channel catfish) is the source of this 4495-nucleotide messenger RNA. It is a transcript of the gene gnpat2, whose product is annotated as glyceronephosphate O-acyltransferase 2. Gene Ontology annotation, biological process: ether lipid biosynthetic process. NCBI's taxonomy places the organism in Eukaryota, Metazoa, Chordata, Actinopteri, Siluriformes, Ictaluridae. The transcript is spliced from 17 exons. The record is from RefSeq and is a predicted model, not a curated record. Bases 146 to 2137 code for a protein of 663 amino acids. Gene Ontology annotation, molecular function: glycerone-phosphate O-acyltransferase activity. Gene Ontology annotation, cellular component: peroxisomal membrane; mitochondrial membrane.
ACAAAAUGUCACGGCAGGUGCAACAAGUCGCGCGACAGCUUUGAGGAGGAGUUUCCCGAAACCGGGGCCGGUGAUUGGGGCUCGCGCAUGAACCGAGUCGUUACCCGGCUGGAGAAGUGUGCACCUGCCGUGUGGAGCUGCAGCCAUGGACCGAGUACUGAGAGCACACGCGUUAAAAUCGGACCCCGAAAACGUCUUCGACAUUCUGGAGGAGAGAAGGCGGGGCAGCGAUAUAGGAUACGCCCUCAGGACUUUUAGCGCUCAGCCGUAUUGCGGGGCCACGCCUCUGUCUGUGAGCGCCCUCAACAGGAUGGUGCAGGAGUCACCGUAUCUACGCUACGUUAUCUCUGAGAUAGCCGUGGAGUCGGGUGAGCCGUUCGAGUGUGUGAAGGAGGAGGCUGUGAGCAUCUUAGAGGAGAUGAGUCAGAACCUGCAGCUGAGCUUCAUCCGCCUCAUGGGUUUCGCUCUCACUAAGAUCUUCAAGAGGCUCUUCAGCGCCAUACGGGUGAACGAGGCCGGACUCGCCCGGCUCCAACGGGCCAUUCAGGAGCAUCCUGUCAUUCUGAUGCCUAAUCACAGGAGCUACGUCGACUUCCUGAUUAUUUCCUACAUCAUGUUCACCUACGAUCUUUCCGUCCCCGUCAUCGCUGCUGGAAUUCCGCUGAUGGGAAUGUCUCUGAUUGGUGAGAUCUUGCGCCGGUCCGGAGCGUUCUUUAUUCGCCGUGCCAUUGGCUCGGAUAAGCUCUACUGGGCCGUGCUCUCAGAGUACGUCAGGACCAUAGUGCGGACGGGUUUUGCUCCUCUAGAGUUUUAUGUGGAAGGAUUGCGCAGCAGGACGCUGAAGUCUCUGAAUCCCAAACUGGGGAUGAUGCAGAUGGUCUUGGAGCCGUUUUUUAAAGGCGAGGUGUACGACAUCACCCUGGUUCCGAUCAGCAUCAGCUACGAUCGCGUCCUGGAAGAAUCUCUGCUUGCUCACGAGCUGCUCGGCGUUCCCAAACCCCGAGAGACCACCCGGGGUUUGCUUAAGGCUCGGCGGGUUCUGGAGGAAAACUACGGCUGCAUGCAUGUGUCGUUCGGGAACCCGGUGUCUGUGAGAGAGCUGGCUAAGGGGAGGAUCCCCCGCGGUCAGUACAACCUGAUACCCAGGGAUCUGCCGCUGAAGCCCGGUGCUGAGCUGCAGAAGUUUGUGGGUGAUGUCGCUCACUUAUUGGUGCUGUUACAGGAGCGAGGUUUGGUUCUCAACCCGUGGAGUCUCAUGGCGCUGAUCCUCCUGCAGAACCCCGAUGGUGUGGACUGGAACACGUUUACUCAUAAAACCCUGCGCCUGAGGACACUCGCUGCUCAACUCGGAGCCCAAAUCGACUGGCCUGCACAGCUUCCUGACUCGGAGGUGAUGUCGUCCAGCAUGGCCCUGCAGUCCGUGGCACGCGUUGAGAAAGGGUAUGUCCGUCUGGUCGAGGAGGCGGGGCCAGGGCCCGUCACUCAAGAGGAGUUCGCGUUCAGACGAGCCUCUGCGGCACUCAUGUGCGCCUCCUACAGGAACCAAGCACUCCAUGUGUUCACCCGACCGGCACUGGUCGCUGUCGCCAUGACGGCGGCUCCAAGUUGCAGCAAAGAGGACGUCUUUAGCCGCUUCUGUUUCCUGCAAGACCUUUUGGCAAACGAGUUCGUCUUCAUGCCUGGCCACGCAGCGCAGGAUUUUGAGGAGGGCUGCUCCGGCCUGCUGCGAUGUGGAGCUCUGAGCAUCGACGAUCACGGCCUGCGAGCGAUGGACGAAGAGCAGGACACCGCCGUCUUCCUCGGCGCCGUUCUCGAGCCGUUUAUUGAAACGUACCAGGUGGUGCUUCGAGUUCUGUGUGAGGAAACGUUCCGGACGUUUACGGAGAAGAGGUUCGUGCCUGACGUCCGCGCUGCCGUCAUGAAGCUCUUCCUCUCAGGUGAGGUGCGGUCGUACGAGUGUCUGUCCUCCGACACGCAGAAGAACGCCCUCGCGGCUUUGGUUAGGAUGGGAGCCGUGUCUAAAUCCAGGGCGGCUGAACAGGUCGAGUACAGGGUGAACCAAAGUGCAGUGAUGAGAAUAAGGAGCACGCUGGAUGGCAGUGUCGCGUCCAAGUUGCCGCUGUACUCGAGACUGUGACACGGCCCUCCGUUUCUGCUCUUUUUAAAAAAAAAUUUUUUAUAGUCUGUAAUAAAUAACGAGUUAAAGUAGGACCUUCCACAGCCUCGGCGAUGCUUAUGACAAAAUAAUACGAACGAACCCAGGAUCAAGAUCAUUCCCACAAAAAAUUCCCAGGAUUCCCUGCUCUAACGUGUAAAAGGAAUUUGGCAGCUGACGUUUGCACUAAAUACAUUUCACAAUAACACAAGAGGUCAUUUGUAGUGAAUUUUCAGUGACUGUAGAUGCAUUAAUUACACCUGUCUGUAAUUGUAGAUAUUUUGAUUUGUAGAUAGUAAUUUAUCAUUUUAAAAAAAUGAUUUAAAAAACAGACUAUUAUAAUAAGUGUUUCAAUGCAAUGUGAAAUAGCACAAUGUAAAAUAUUGUAUAAUACAUUAGGAAUAAUAAUAAUAAUAAUAAUAAUAAUAGUAGUUUCUAAUUAAUAUACGUGAUUCCACGUCCUGCCUUUUUCUGUGAUCUUUAUUCACGCUGUUCUCGCUCUCAGAAGUCAUUUGACUUCUCUUGUACUGUAUAUAAAUAAAGCUUUAUUGGCUAAAUAAAAUGUUUUUACACUUUCACACCCUCUUCAGAUGUGAAAAUUGAUCUGUUAAAAAUAAAGAACUUUUUUUUUUUUUUGAAAAUAGCAUUUUUAUUUUAGUGUUAUUUUAAUGUAUGAAAUGCACGCUGACACAUAAAUGGUAUUCAAAGUGUUUAUCCUCGUUAUUUUCACGUGUAACAGUACUUUUAAGAAGUGUUUUAUUCCUAAUUUUUUUAUAUGAAGGACAGCAUACUUUUUAUCCAUUUAUGGUUUCAUUGUAAGGGCUCCUACUACUGAAGCAAGAAUGUUCCUUGAUUUGAUGUAAUAUGUUAGGUCAGCCCCGCCCACUCAAUAUAUCGCAAUUUAGCCACACCCAUCCGCAUUAGAACCGUUUAGCUCCGCCAAUUAUCUUAAUAGCACGUUAGCCCCGCCCCCACUUUCAUGUUGGAGGCUAGAAGCAGUUGUUUGUUACCGUGUCGCAGCAAACAGUAAACUUUUGUGCUGUUCGGCUACUGAAGGACGCGACAACUUCAAACGCAGCAGAAGCACAGCUGUGGAUGGAGAGCACACGAAGAGAAAGAAAUCGAGAGAGAGAGAGAGAGCAGGAUGGAGAAGGAAGAGAGACCGAUGCAUCUGACAGACUAAAUAUGAAUGACAGAAGGUAGGACAUGGCUGUAGUCAAUAAAUAUUGAGGCAACAACAAUUGAUUUUAUAUAUAUAUAUAUAUAUAUAUAUAUAUAUAUAUAUAUAUAUAUAUAUAUAUAUAUAUAUAUAUAUAUAAAAUAAGGAAAGAAAAAAACAACGUAACAUUACAGUCGGAUCCAACAAAAGCCAGACUACAUGGAGCAAGGAAUGUUGGGUAAUGUAGAUUUUGCUGCCAAGGAAAAAGCGAGUUACGUAUCAGUGCACAGAACCUUCAGGAUGGAGCGAGUGUCCAGUAUAACAGAAUGACUUCCUCAUCGAGACGCUCAUACUACAGUGAUGUCUAGGCUAAAACACGUGAAAUUUCUCCAUUUUAUUCUUUUUUUUUUCUUUUUUUUUUUCUACUUUUACAUAGUCAUCAAGUACAAAGUUAAAAUGCAUUUGUUAAUAUAUUCAUAAAAGAGUAAAAUAAUAGUGAUUUUUUUUUUUUUUUCCUUUUUUUUUUCUUCUUAAAUCCAUUACUACGACAACAUAAAAACAGUCAUUGUCAAGACCGGUCACUCCUAAAUUCCCAACAAUAUAUUUCACUUAUUUACUUAUUUAUUUAUUUAUUAAUUUUUUUCUUUAAUCAUUUAAGAAUAAAUUGUAUAGCACCUUUUUAUUAUUAUUAUUAUUAUUAUCAUUUAUUUUAAUUUUUUUUUGAAACGCUUUCACUCACGCGCUCUUUAAAGAUUUGAAUCCUAAAAUAACCUCGUAAAGGAUCUCCUCCUUUAAAGCUGUCAACUGGUUAUCGGUUGGCUCUCAAAUUCGUCCUCUCGAUUGAGACGAUUCAUAAAUACGUAAAGAAACAGGAAAAGAAAAUUCGUCGAGACGUGAUGGCGGAUUGACACGCCCCCUUCUUACGCAUCAUCGUCAUCAUCAUCAUCAUCAUCACCACCGCCGCCUUUCAGCUUAUUAUUAUCAAGCUCCGCCUUUUGGCCAGUCUCCUAAUCACAACAGCUACGCUAACACGGCCUAGGAUCACACUCAGAUUAGCCUAUACGGAUUUGAGAAACACACCCGGAGCACAAAACAUGAUCGAAUGCUAACAAAAGGCAAACAUAUCUAUGUACAGUUAGUUGGUUUACCGCUGAACUCGGCUGAAUGGAGUCCCGUCUCGG